CGCUUGUCCAAUGAUCUGGAGGGGCUUGGAGCGCAGAUCUCAGCUGGCAGACAUUUAAAUGGGAGACAGCUCGGCGCUGCUGCAAUUUGUAGGCAGGAUCCGAGGCUCUCCCUCUAUGGACUCCCGGGCAGCCCCGGGCUCCUACGUCGCCCGCUCCGCCAAGUGACACCGCAGGGCAGAGCCGCGCCGAGCCCCAGGCCCCGACGAGGAGCCGCCGCCACCGAGCCGGGCCCCCCGAGGAGCCGCCGCCGCGCAGGAUGGUCCGCAUGCUGUAUGCCGUUGCUGCUGUGUUUCUUCUGAUGGGAUUUCUGGUACCAACAGCAGAAGGGAGAAAGAGGAACCGUGGAUCCCAAGGUGCUAUCCCUCCUCCUGACAAGGAUCAGCCCAAUGAUUCAGAGCAAAUACAGACACAGCAGCAGUCGGGCUCUAGGCAUCGAGAACGAGGAAAAGGCACCUCGAUGCCUGCAGAGGAGGUGCUGGAAUCCAGUCAGGAGGCACUGCACAUCACUGAGCGCAAAUACCUAAAGCGGGAUUGGUGCAAAACUCAGCCCCUCAAACAAACUAUCCAUGAAGAAGGCUGCAACAGUCGCACCAUUAUCAACAGGUUCUGCUAUGGCCAAUGCAAUUCCUUCUAUAUACCCAGGCAUGUCCGCAAAGAGGAAGGUUCUUUCCAGUCUUGUUCCUUCUGCAAGCCCAAGAAAUUUACCACCAUGACUGUUACCCUCAACUGCCCCGAGCUUCAGCCCCCUAGGAAGAAGAAAAGGAUCACCCGCGUGAAGGAGUGCCGGUGUAUAUCUAUCGACUUGGACUAAGCCGAGAAAAAUAUCGUACCGAUUGCACUCUGACUGUCCGCAAUCAUUGCCAGUGUGAGAGGGAGUGGCAUGAAAUAGCAAAGCUUCAGGGCUGGACGAAACUGAAAGGAACCCAGUGAACUACCUAAAAAAAAAACAAACAACAACCAACCAACCAACCAAAAA
Cygnus olor (mute swan) is the source of this 977-nucleotide messenger RNA. It is a transcript of the gene GREM1, whose product is annotated as gremlin 1, DAN family BMP antagonist. Gene Ontology annotation, biological process: animal organ morphogenesis. NCBI's taxonomy places the organism in Eukaryota, Metazoa, Chordata, Aves, Anseriformes, Anatidae. Gene Ontology annotation, molecular function: BMP binding; receptor ligand activity. The transcript has 2 exons. The coding region runs from base 258 to 812 and encodes 184 amino acids. The record is from RefSeq and is a predicted model, not a curated record.